Messenger RNA from Aspergillus nomiae NRRL 13137, 399 nucleotides. RefSeq names its product putative cell surface protein (gene cspA). The record is from RefSeq and is a predicted model, not a curated record. The annotation marks the transcript as partial. The transcript has a single exon. NCBI's taxonomy places the organism in Eukaryota, Fungi, Ascomycota, Eurotiomycetes, Eurotiales, Aspergillaceae.
AUGGUUAAGGGAACUAUUGCUCUGCUGGCUCUGGCUGGCCCAGCACUCGCUGGUGUUAUCCAGAACCGAGGCGUGGAUCAUGGGGCUCCGGCUACAAUUGAUCUGCCCCCUCAGAAGGAGCCUCCUCACUGGACUGAGGCUCCCAACCCGGCUCCCCAGCCUACUGGGCCUCACAAGGAGCCCCCUCAGAACACGGAGCCUGCUCAUGAGAAGCCUACUCAGGAGAAGCCUACCAAGGAGCCCAGCAAGACGGAGCCUGCUCACACUAAGCCUCCGAAGACGGAGCCUACUCAUGAGAAGCCUCCCAACACGGAGCCUCCGCACACCAAGCCCCCCAACACGGAGCCUCCGCACACCAAGCCUACCGGCACGGAGCCUCCUCACACCAAGCCUACCGGC